AUGUCUAUUAUAGCUAAAAAUUAUUAGGAAAUUGUGGAAGAAAACAGUUGUUUGCAGAAGAAAACUAUUCGGAAGCCAAAAAGAAGAAAUUAAUAUACAGUGGAAUUUAAAUUUGGAUCAAAUAUUAAUACAGAAAUACUGAGAGACUAUUUAGAAGUUUAUUACAACAUUCCUCCUUAAAUUGCUGAAAAGUAAGUUAUAAGACUUUACUCCAACAUUUAGUUUCCAAAUGAUUUCAAAUUUUAAGCUAAAUUAGGUAAUUUGUCGGUUGAUCCUCACUCCUAUAAUUAUAAGGUAAUAAGAAUUGAUAAGAAAAAUAAUUUGACUAUAUUCACUCUAGAAACAAUUGAUAAUCCUUUUACACCUUUUGAACAAUUCUUUUAAAAAAUUUAAUCAUGUAAUCCUCGACUAGCACAAAGCUUUUCUGCUUUUAAUACCAGAAAUUUAGACACAAACACAUAUAAGUAAGCAAAGGAAAAAUUUAUAGAAGACUUUGAAUUGUAGUUGGACUCUGCGUUCACUUGUUAUUUGUACAAAUUAAAAAACGGUGUAUGUAAAACAAUUUAAAGAGUUAUCAACGACAAAUUUAUGGAUUUGUUAGGAAUAAGUUACUCAAUGUUGGAGGAUCAUGUACUGUCAACAAGCACAUUACCCUUUUCUACUUACAUUGAUCCAAAUGAUGACGUUUCUGAGAUACUUUCUGGAUUAUUUGAAGGGAAUAUAAAAUAAGAUAUAAGAACAAGAGAGGUCAUGAAUUAUAAUGGCUAGAUAUUUCAGUCUCGAGUUUAGAAUAAAAGCUUUUUUACUUAUGAUGAAGAAGAGAAUGCUUAUUAUGAAUAUGCCUAUUAUAUUUAUGACUGUGAUCCUAGAUGGUUGACUAAAUAGAGAGUGAUGAGAAAUUAAAAAGAAUAUUUUAAUGAAAAAUGGUUUAAUUAGGACAAGUUAAGAAUAAGAUUGGCAUCGGAAGAUUCUUAGUCAACUUAGUGUAAUAAAAACUGUAGAUACAAGAAAUUGGAUUUUUGA
Paramecium octaurelia is the source of this 1023-nucleotide messenger RNA. The record is from the annotation of a GenBank genome assembly. Lineage: Eukaryota; Ciliophora; Oligohymenophorea; Peniculida; Parameciidae.